AAUGGCAGAAGGAAAACCUUCCGUUAUCGUCAAUGUCAACAUCAAGCAUCAGGAAGAAACGAAUAUUGCUGGAGACAAUGUCGGGCAGAAGACGGAUGUUAAAGCCGCAGAGAUUGCCCAGGUCGUCGUUCCAGUACCAGGAAACUCAGAAGCUACCACAUCAAACACACUACAACAUGACUCGGUACCAACAACUGUUAUCAGAGAAUCAGAGGGAAAAAAAGGAAAUAAGUCACCAAUGAUGUUUGCACAAAACAACAAGCCCAAAUCGCCAUCCACACCUUCUGACGUCAAAAAGUCAAUUGCAAAGAUGAAUGAGAGCGGCGGAAUGAAGGAUUUCAUUGCAUGUGAGACUUCUCGUCAUCUCAUGCAAAAUAACAAGUUCAUCGAAGUUGUGGAUCAGAUCAAAGAUCUUUCGUCAUCGCCAUUCCAACAGUUAAUGAUGUCAGAAUGCUACUUUCAACUUGGAAAAGAGAUAAACGCGUCGGAGUGCGUUCAAGCGUUACAAACAAUGAUGACGUCAUCGCCAAGACCUAAGGUCGGUGACGUCAUCAAAUUGGUCAAUAUUUAUAUUUCUGAUUCGUCUCAUAUUCGUGCAUUGAUUUUACUCUCUUGCUGUGCUAAGUUGUAUAAGUUCGAUUCGAACUCGAAUAAUUCGGUUCCUGGAAUCAGAGAUUGCACAUUACAUUGUAGCAACGUGAUCAAGGCUAUGGCUCAGGCAGGUGAUAAAAUGAGAGCGAUUGCAACAGAUGUUGGCAUGGAAAUGAUCACUGACAUGUUGAGAGAUUGGAGGUCAGUGUCGGGAGCUAAUAAGACUAGGAAGGCGGAUAAGGAAGCUCAAUGCUUGAAAUACGUAGGUAGGAGUUACAAUGCCGUUGGUAAAUAUGACAAAGCAAUCAAAUUUUAUAACGAAGGUUUAGAUUUGAUGAAAAAAACGUUUGGGUUGGACGCCGCAAAAUAUAGGGUGUUUGGGGAUCUAUUAAACAACAGUGGUACUUUGCAAUAUAAUCUCGGUGAUUAUUCCAAGGCUGAAUCAGUUUAUUUGCAAUCCUUGGAUGCGUAUAAAAAAGCUGAGGAUUGGCCUAGUCACGAAGAGCAACAGAGAAGGAUAGAAUCUACACAGAAAAGUUGGGAAACCACUCAAAAAAAAAUAGUCCGCAGAAUCAGGGAACAAUCUUGUGAGAUGAAACUGCCAAGUUCAAUAGCUUCAAUUGAUGGUUUGAAUUGAUUUGGUUUAUUAGAAGUUCAGAUAUAUUCAGAUGCAAUAGAAAAAUAAAACCGCAAGUCUCCGAUCAUUUGUGAUUAUUAUUUCAUUUACGCGAUAAUUCUUAUUUAUAGUUUCAGUCGCUUUGUCGCCUCGUCAGUCCCCCUUGUUUCUGAGUAAGUGCAACUAAUGCACCAACAUAAUUCUAUAUAUAUUCAGCACCUCUUAAAAUUUCAGUGGUAGCCCUUAACUUUGCUGCAUUAUCAGUCUCCUUCAUUUUUAAGUUUGAGUGAUGUCUUAGAACAAUUACAACAACAAUUUUUACCCUUGAUGUUCGUAUCGUAUUAAUAUAAAUAUAUGGCGUAAAUAAGAAUUGAUUUUGAGCGCUGUAUAUUUUUCGUCUGCUUUGAAGUGUAUCUAUAUUUUAUAUCACGUGACAGCUUUGAA
Messenger RNA from Styela clava, 1651 nucleotides. NCBI's taxonomy places the organism in Eukaryota, Metazoa, Chordata, Ascidiacea, Stolidobranchia, Styelidae. The record is from RefSeq and is a predicted model, not a curated record.